Molecule: messenger RNA, 826 nt
Organism: Ruditapes philippinarum (Manila clam)
Lineage: Eukaryota; Metazoa; Mollusca; Bivalvia; Venerida; Veneridae
Source: RefSeq, a predicted model, not a curated record
GUGUAUGAAGACGCACUGUUCCUCUCCGAUGCCAACGGAUAUUUUACACAAUAAAUGCUCAUCCCCAUCACCCGUUAGACCUGAUACGCCAGUCAGAGUGGAUAGUGCAUACAAGGUGCGUCUGGACACCGUUAUGACACUGUCAUUACGACAUGAAGUUGCGACAGCCAUUUUAGCAAGUAUAUCCGAACUAUACAACGUAAGAUAUACACUGAUGUUUGCUUAUGAGCUUCAGGAGGUCAUACACAAUUGCACUGAUGAUGUCGAGGGACAUUUCGACGUUGUAUAUUGUCAUUUUGAAAUAGUUACUUUUGGGACACAGCACCAAGAGGCUUUAAAUUCAAGAAAUACAUUCCCUUCUGAUAAAUCAAUAACAAUAAAUGGAACAGCCGUCAAGAUUCAGUUUUUACAAUAUGUAACUGAUCCUAGUUUCACAGCUUACGGCAAAGGUCGUACUUCAAUCGAAAAAUUGGAAUGCAUUCACAAUCCAUACAGCAAUGCCGUUCUCAUAAUGUUUCCGUUAGAACGUUACUGGCCUAUAAAUGCUCAUAGAACAUACAGUAUUUCUUACAUGGACUGUCCAAGUAGUGUGAUACCUCUUCAACUGUUUCACAUUGAAAGAUAUGAGCGUGGACUUCGUUUUCCGGAAACAGACGUCAUUGUCUCCUUCAAUGAUUUUAAAACAUUCAAUUCUACACAUGUCUUUGUCUGUCAAGAGACAUUGCUCGCCAUGAAAAUAGUAUCAAAGGCCGGAAAAAUGACAGAUGGUUACCGUGGGUCGAUUGUUCUGUUGCUUUACAUAGCACUACAUAAAACAGUGCUUUGA